GGUGGGAGGUCAGGCUGAGGGGAGGGCACGGGAGGGUGCCAUGGGAUGUGGCUGGAAGGGCCCCUCCCUCAUUAAGCUCUCGCCUUCCUCCUUAGUCUGCGGCAGGUCCGGUGAGCUGGACCCCACCCUCAGGGACCCAGAGGCCGUGGUUCGGCGAUGGCCCUGGAUGGUCAGUGUGCAGGCCAAUGGCACACAUAUCUGCACAGGAACGCUCAUUGCCUCCCAGUGGGUGCUGACCGUGGCCCACUGCCUGACCCAGCAUGGUGUUACCUAUUCAGUGCGGGUGGGGAGCCCUUGGACUGACCAGACAGCUCAGACCACCUCCGACGUCCCAGUGCGGCAGUUCGUCAUCAACCGCCGGUUCCGGUCCCGAAGGCUCUGGUCCUGGGUGGGCCGGGCCAACAACAUCGCUCUCCUGCAGCUUGAGCAGGCAGUCAGGUACAGCCAGCAUGUGUGGCCCAUCUGUCUGCCCGGCUUGGACUACAUGUUGAAGGACGGCUCCCUCUGCACUGUGACAGGCUGGGGACUCCCCAGGGUUAACGGCAAAUGGCCGCAGUCCCGGACCAUUCAGGAGAAGGAUGUCACCAUCCUAAACAGCAAGGCGUGUGACAACUUCUACCACAAAUUCUCCAAACUCCCCUCUGUGAUUCGGAUCAUCAACUCCCAGAUGAUUUGUGCACAGGAUGUCGACAGGGAACAGUUCUGCUCUGAGAUAAGUGGGGAGCCCUUGGCCUGUCUUGUGGAGAGCACAUGGUACCUGGUGGGAAUGCUGAGCUGGGGCCCAGGCUGCAAGGAAAACGAGGUGCCUCCCAUCUACCUACGGAUCUCCUCCUACCAACACUGGAUCUGGGAACGCAUCAAUGGGCAGGCUGCACCAGCACCAUCCAGGGCCCUGCUUCUGGCUCUGCCGCUGCCUCUCAGCCUCCUUGCUGCCCGCUGACACUCGCUGGCUGUGCCUGGGGGUGCCCGCCCCUGUCCAGGCGCCUCCUCAGCCUCCGUGUUCAGAAUGCUACAGGUGCUGCUCUCCCAUCCCCAUGAGGCAGAGCACAUACUAAGUGUUCAAUUAAACACUUUUCUUCCCCAUGUCUGCUCGCUCCCUGGGCCUGCUUGAAUGGGAGAUGAGUGAACCAGAUGGGGGUGGGAUGGGGAUUCUGGGCACUGAAAAGUGCAGAGGCCAGGAUCUGCCCCAUCUAGAGGUUUGGGGUGGCUCCUGCAGAAGGUGGGAAGUGUAUGUAGUGACGGUGCAGUGGUCAGAGGAUGGAGGGCCUAGAACGUCCUGCACAGGCUGAGGCUGGCAGGGUGCAGCCCUGUUGGGCCAGCAAGGUGAGUGUUUUUUCUGUGAUACUUUCAUGGGAGUCAGGCUGUCCUUAACUUUAGCCCAUGUCCUGGCCAGUGGCUGGAAUACACUCUUAUUGCCCUGAAGUACCACAGUGAACUGGAACCUUCCAGCGCUGCCCUCUGCCUGGAGCACCAUCAGCAGCCAUGCCAGUCCGUAAAGGGCUAGUGGAGGCCCAGGUCAGAGGUCAGGGAGGCAGCGGGCAGGGCAGAUGGAGCCCGGGCCUGGACUCCCCCAGGCUUUACCAGCUGCUCCUCUGCUUGACUUCAAGUGGCCCCAGACCUUCUGGGCUUUUGCUGCUGGGCCCCACACGA
Messenger RNA from Rhinolophus ferrumequinum (greater horseshoe bat), 1650 nucleotides. RefSeq names its product serine protease 50 (gene PRSS50). Gene Ontology annotation, biological process: proteolysis. Gene Ontology annotation, cellular component: endoplasmic reticulum. The transcript is spliced from 4 exons. Gene Ontology annotation, molecular function: serine-type endopeptidase activity; threonine-type endopeptidase activity. The record is from RefSeq and is a predicted model, not a curated record. Bases 41 to 940 code for a protein of 299 amino acids. Lineage: Eukaryota; Metazoa; Chordata; Mammalia; Chiroptera; Rhinolophidae.